AUGGCUGUUAAUCUAAAAUUAGGAAACAAUCUAUUUACAAAGGAGAGAAGAAUAGCCGAGUUGGAAAAAAAAGUAGUUGAUUUAGAAAAAAAAAUCUCUGAAUACGAAAAAUUAAACUUGGAAUUUUAAUUGAGACAUAAAGAAGAUUAAAAAGCUUUAUUUGAAUUAAGGAAUCAAAACAAUCUCUAUCAGAUUGAAAAUGGAUAAAUCUAAGCUUUUAGUUAGAAAUAAUAAUAAGAAAAAGAGAAAUUAGAAAUGUAACUUAGAGAAAUAAAUGAUAAUUAUGAUAAACUAAAAUAAAAAUAAAAGGAAAUGAUGAAUGUAGUAACAAAUUAAUCAAACGAAAUAAAUGAGAAUUAGGCUUUAAUUGAAAAACUUAAGAGUGAUCUUACAAAGAGUGAGAAUGCAUAGAUUCAAUUAGAAAAAUAAAUUCAUGAAUUAUGUUUGUAAAGAGAAGCAAAGAUUGCAGAUAUAAGAACUUUACAAAAAAAUAUACAAUAAAAAGAGAAAUACAUAGCAGUUUUAAAUAAGGAAAAAGAGAAGUAUGAGGGUAGUAAAGAUAAGGAGAAUAAGGCAAAAGAAUAAAAAAGAAUGAAUAGUUAAUUUAAAUCAGAAAAUAUAAUAGAUGGUUUAGAAGAUGUUGGGUCCUGUCAAACAAUGAAUAAAUUGAAAAAUAAGUAGAAGUGA
Molecule: messenger RNA, 687 nt
Organism: Paramecium sonneborni
Lineage: Eukaryota; Ciliophora; Oligohymenophorea; Peniculida; Parameciidae
Source: the annotation of a GenBank genome assembly